GAGGGCGGGGUUAGGAGUGGGGGCUGCAACCAGAGGAUGUGACGUUCUGGUUGGAGAGAAGAUUGGGAGAUUGUCCCGUAUCCGAUAAACUGCGGCCGUUGCCGUUGAUGUUUGACGGUGGGGGAUUAUCGCUAGCAAGCGGGAUGGCCGAGUGAGUGGACGCCGGGGCGGCGACGCAACAAGAAUCACAAGAAUGGAGGCAACUCUCGUAUUGGCCGCUAUCAUUUUCACGCUGCUCGCCAUGGUGGUCGCGACGUCGCUGCUCAAAGGCUCGUCACCCGCGGCGGACUUCGCGAAUGCGCGAAGUUACUUCGGCCAGAGAGGAGACGGAGGAUCAGCGGCGUCCGAGGCGAAGCUGAACGGCCAUGUAGCCGGGCAGGGGAGGAAGACGGAAGCCGACAACUGGAGUGAGAUCAGUGGGAGCUCACACGACCACUGGGAUGUAGUGAAAUCUGAGCAGGGACACCCGCACUUUCACGCAGAAGGCGGUGCAGCAGUCGAGUCCUCUUCCUCCACAUCGAGCCUUUCUGUCCCCAGUUUAGAGGUAGACUCGUCGUCCGAGGUCUCGUCAGCGAUGGGCCGCAGGUCUUUCAUUGGGCUCUCUGAUACGGAGCUCCUAAAGUGUGCUUUCUCUUAUCCCCAGACUGAAGGAGCCACAGAGAGCCCAGGGGACAACGCGAAAGUGGAAUCGGAUGCAAAUAAUUCCUUGAAGUAUGUUCCUGGAAAGGCACGAUCGCACCAUUUAGAGGUGAUGAUGUCCAAAGAAGAGCUGGCAGAGGAGCAGAGGGUGCAACGGGAGCAGCUGGCCGCCAUUUUCCAGCUGCUGAAAGACAACAAGGAGACAUUCGGGAACAUGUCUGAAGGAGACUUGGAGGAGCAGCUCAGACUCUACUCCAUCUGAGACUCCUCCGCAACCUGAUCUGCUCCAAAGACUUAUUCAGGACUCCAAAUAUGUCAUUUAAUUUCCCUGAAGUAUUCAACACGGCUGUCCGUUCCAACAACUGCUUAUUGUUUUUAACUUGUAUUAAACACACUCGCACGCCUGCACCGAUCAGAUAAUUAUGAAAAACACAAUGGAGCAUUGUUUCUAUUAGUUCUAUGAGUUUAACUUUCAAACUGUUGCAUAAUAAACCAGAACGUUGUAUAAAUUUGUGUGUGCCUAUUCAGUUUCAGUCCAAGCUGUUUCUAGGAAAACUGCUGCUGUUGAUUUCCUCUUUAUUUAAUGAAAUUCCUGCCUUUGUUGCUUCUGCCACA
Messenger RNA from Poecilia latipinna (sailfin molly), 1254 nucleotides. It is a transcript of the gene mxra7, whose product is annotated as matrix-remodelling associated 7. The record is from RefSeq and is a predicted model, not a curated record. Bases 194 to 901 code for a protein of 235 amino acids. The transcript has 4 exons. Lineage: Eukaryota; Metazoa; Chordata; Actinopteri; Cyprinodontiformes; Poeciliidae.